UUGCUAGGCAAAAGCUACGGUGUGCUUGGAUUAGCAGUAUAGAUCAUGCUAAACACACGAAACCCUUCGUACAGAGGAGGUUAAGUUUGAAGGUAGCCCAAAAAUCGGCUCACAGACAGAACUAUGCCCGAAGACAGCAUGGACAAACCGAGUAUAGUUACGUGCACCGCUCCUGUGAAUAUAGCUGUCAUUAAAUACUGGGGGAAGAGGGAUGAAGAUUUAAUUUUACCCAUCAAUUCAUCUAUGAGCGUCACUUUGCAUCAAGACCAGUUGAAAACGACAACAACAGUUGCAAUCAGCCGAUCCUUUCAGGAGGACAGACUGUGGCUCAAUGGCAAAGAGGAGGACAUUACCCAUCAAAGACUGCAGUCCUGUCUGAGGGAAAUCAGACGAUUAGCGAGGAAGAGACGUAAUGAUGGAGACGCUCGUGCGACUGAUUCAGUGGGAUUGUCUCAUAAAGUCCACAUUUGCUCUGUUAACAACUUCCCCACUGCUGCUGGACUCGCCUCUUCCGCAGCUGGAUUUGCUUGUCUUGUUUAUACUCUGGCUCAGGCAUUCGGUGUGGAAGGAGAGCUGUCUGGGAUUGCUCGUCAGGGCUCAGGCAGUGCCUGCAGAAGCAUGUAUGGCGGGUUUGUCCAGUGGAUCAUGGGAAGCAAAGAGGAUGGGAAAGACAGUGUAGCCCAGCAGGUGGAGCCAGAGAGUCACUGGCCUGAGCUCAGGAUUCUUGUUCUAGUGGCUAGUUCUGAACGGAAACCAAUAGGGAGCACCUCUGGGAUGCAAACCAGUGUACAAACAAGUUUACUGUUACAGCACCGAGCAGACGCCAUCGUCCCACGUCGGAUGGUAGAUAUGAUCGAAGCAGUGCGAAAAAAGGAUUUUCCUGCAUUUGCAGAGCUGACCAUGAAGGACAGCAACCAGUUUCAUGCCACCUGUCUUGACACCCACCCACCUAUCUUCUACCUCAACAGUGUCUCCCAGCAGAUCAUUCACUUGGUGCAUCGGUAUAACAAAUACUGUGGGGAGACCAGGGUGGCCUACAGUUUUGAUGCAGGUCCCAACGCUGUGAUCUUCACUCUGCAGCAGUUUGUUCCAGAGUUUGUGCAGCUGGUUCAGCACUUCUUCCCCCCAGACAGAAAUGGAGAAGAUUUUAUUAGAGGUCUUCCCGUCAAGUGUGCUGCUCUUCCCAUGGAGCUGAAGCAGAAUAUUGGCCUAGAGCCCGUUCCAAAGGGAAUCAACUACAUAAUUAGCACAAAGGCUGGACCAGGCCCUCGUGUUGUUGACGAUCCGUCUGAGCACCUCCUCUCAGCAGAAGGUUUACCAAAGAAGACAGUCUGAGAAGCCUCUUACCCCAAGAAGCUAAUUCUGCUCAGCGGCAAUAAAGCUUACUCAGGAGAUCUGAAAUUUACAAGAUGAAGCAUUUUAUUUCUAUUUUGUAUAAAAAAAAGAAUCUGUUUUUUAUAAGAUUUUACCACACAGUAAGUCCCUUUAAAAAGUUCCUCAUCAAUCUGAAAACACUCAUUUCUCAAAUUCCUGUGUAGCUCUCUACAUUUUUUUUAAAUGUGUUGUUAGCUACAAAGUCACAUUGUGAAUAAAUGUGUACUCUGGCACCAAGUUCAUACUUUGUUUUUAUUUUAAAGUGUAAAUCUAGUCAAGGUUUAAUUCUUCUGGAUUCCUUGAAAUUUUAUGUAUUUUUCAUAAAUAUUUUUAUUUUAAUUAACUUCAGCGAUGUUGAUGCAAAUAAUAAAAUUUUUCCAAGUUCUGUGUUUACUUAUUUUUUUUGUUAAAAAUGUCAUUUAAAUGCCAUUUAAACUAAAUUGAGCUAUCUCUGCACUUUUUGGCAUUUUUUGUUUAAAUUUGAUUUUGAUACUUUCUGUAUGAUUUUCCAUUUCGGGGUGUUGAAAUACCUUUAAAUGUCAUGUUUUAUUGUCCAUAUGGUGAAGAUUUGUUCACAUUUCAUGCAAAUAUAGCAGUUUGGAUAUUAUUCCAUGUCAGGUUUUUGUUUUUAAAGAUAAAAUGGAAUUGUUGAAACGUACAUUUAAGGGUUUCAAUAUUCAUUACUAGUUUUGUAUAGUGAGAACCAUAUCUGGUUUGUCCCAAUAGCUACUAAUAAUCCUCUCUUCCUUCAAUAAAGAUUCUGCAAGUUAGAAAAACAUCUUCCUUAUUGAAGAGAACACCAGUAAAACAUUCUACUGGUAAAUAAAAGUUAUACAUAAAAAAAAUG
Molecule: messenger RNA, 2221 nt
Organism: Xiphophorus hellerii (green swordtail)
Lineage: Eukaryota; Metazoa; Chordata; Actinopteri; Cyprinodontiformes; Poeciliidae
Gene: mvda
Product: mevalonate (diphospho) decarboxylase a
Exons: 10
Coding region: 124-1335 (403 amino acids)
Biological process (GO): isoprenoid biosynthetic process; isopentenyl diphosphate biosynthetic process, mevalonate pathway
Cellular component (GO): cytosol
Molecular function (GO): diphosphomevalonate decarboxylase activity
Source: RefSeq, a predicted model, not a curated record